Salvelinus namaycush (lake trout) is the source of this 1706-nucleotide messenger RNA. Its product is annotated as CD151 antigen-like. Gene Ontology annotation, cellular component: membrane. The transcript has 8 exons. Lineage: Eukaryota; Metazoa; Chordata; Actinopteri; Salmoniformes; Salmonidae. Bases 213 to 986 code for a protein of 257 amino acids. The record is from RefSeq and is a predicted model, not a curated record.
CAACACGACCUACUUACUGUACAGUCAUAGACCCCAGCGGACUAACUACUCAUUAGUUUAGCAUUUUACGCUUACCCCUCUCUGGUUUGGACUAUCGAAGGACUCCCUGAAAAAUAGAGUUCGGAAUGAAAACGAACAAAAACUAGUUUUAAACAUCUAUAUCUAUUAUUUUGGAUACAUCAACGCCUUGCUACUUGUAACACAGCAGCAGCAUGGGGGCACCAGCGACAGCGUACGACGAGAAGAAGGAAACAUGCGGGACCGUCUGUCUGAAGUAUCUCCUAUUCACAUUCAACUUCCUCUUCUGGCUGGCAGGGGGCGUGGUGAUGGCGGUGGGCAUCUGGACGCUGGUGGAGAAGAGCGACUACAUCAGCCUGCUCUCCUCCGCGACCUACGCCGCCUCCGCUUAUAUCCUAAUCCUUGCCGGGGCCAUCGUCAUGGUGACGGGAGUGUUGGGCUGCUGCGCCACCUUCAAGGAGCAGAGGAGGCUGCUGAGAGUGUACUUUGUCUUGCUGCUGUGUAUCUUCCUGCUGGAGAUCCUCGCCGGUGUCCUGGCCUACAUCUAUUACCAGCAGCUCAAUGAGGAGCUGAAACAGAACCUGCGGGAGACCAUGGUGCAGAAGUACAAGCAGCCAGAGCAGGAGCACGUCACCAAAGCAGUGGACAAGCUGCAGCACGAGUUUAAGUGCUGUGGCAGCAACAGCUCAUCGGACUGGGGCGAGAGCGUGUGGAUCCGCACCAGUGAGGCAGAUGGCAGGCUGGUGCCGGAUAGCUGCUGUAAGACCCAGACUCUGAACUGCGGCCGCAGGGACCACCCAUCAAACAUCUACAAGGUGGAGGGGGGUUGUAUCACUAAACUGGAGAACUUCAUUUUGGACCACCUGAAGAUCAUUGGAGCGGUGGGCGUGGGCAUCGCCUGUGUACAGAUUGUGGGGAUGGUGUUUACUUGCUGUCUAUAUCGGAGUUUGAAGGCAGAGCCGUACUGAGAGUAGAACACGAAGAGAAGGAAAGGGGAGGGGUCUAGUCUCUGCCACCCAGUGUCAUCAUAUCCCAGCGACCCCGUUUAGUCAUGGGGUCUACCACUGUGCCAUGCAAACAGAAGAGGACGAUAUGUGUAAGGGUCUAAGAUGCACUUAGGAUAGUGUUUCUUAAUCCAUUCCCUGGGACCCUUUUGGUUCUAGCCUAGCACUAACUCCUCUGAUUCAACAGGGGUUGUAUUGGGCUAGAAUUCCUAGGGGGUCCCAACUUGGAAUGGAUAAUCAGAUUAUUUUCAAGAUAUUACAUGCUAUUUGAUCUACAAUGCUCUAUAUUUUGAUAGUCUGCAACAACAGAGCAGUUGGUAUAUACUAGUGUGAUGUAAAGAUCAGUGGACCAAAAUGGCCCGUGCAUGAGAACAGCUCGUCUUAACAUUGCAAUAAUCAUGACUGUGGCUUAAUGAGCGAGAUCUGACCUCUGGGGCCAAUUACCACGGCAACACAUUUUCUUUAUACAUCAAGUAGCUAUUUAUACAUUUACACACGUCUUUUACACGGUUUCUCUCAACUUUUUAAUUGUUAGUUUAUUUUAAAAAAUGUUUAUCUUUUAAUACAAGGGAUUUCUCCACUUAUGCCAAAGUUGUCGUCAACACUGACUUUGUGUAAAAUCGUAUCAAACUGACUACUCCUGCAAGCCUUUUUCAUGUAUACUGAACAAAAAUAUAAAUGCAA